Molecule: messenger RNA, 759 nt
Organism: Paramecium tetraurelia
Lineage: Eukaryota; Ciliophora; Oligohymenophorea; Peniculida; Parameciidae
Exons: 3
Source: RefSeq, a predicted model, not a curated record
CAUUUAAUAAUGUCAAUGAAAAAAACACCCAAUCAGUCAUCAGGUCCCAAAUUUAUCAAGGAUGUCACACACAAAUCUAGAUCUGAACACAAUCAAUCCUUUGAUGCAUCCUACAGCAAGAAUUACGCACCCACCUUCAGCAAUCAAAGCAGACUCAAAAGCUACAGUCAAUAGGCAAAUUUCUUGGAUGAUUUGGAAGAAGAAUAGUAUCCAAAUUAAAUUAAUGUUGCAAUUCAAAAAAGACCAUUUGAAUUAGCAUUAUAGAAUGAACUUCAAAAAAUGCUAUCUAAAAUCAUUCAAGGAUAACAUCUAUCAAUUGAUGAUUGUUAAUCAAUUAUUAGAGCAAUUGAUGAAUGCAUUUAAGAGAGUUUACAAACUUUGAGAUUGAAAGAUGCAGAAGUCUUAAAUAUCAAACAAACAUAUGAAUUGAAAAUACAUCAACAAGAAAAUACCAUCUUGGCUUUGGAAAAUGAAGUUCAAGAACUUAAACAUAUGAUUACUCUUAAUCCAAACGAUUCAAUCAAUUUCAAAUUGUAGUAGUUGGAACAAGAGAAUGAAAUGCUUAAACUAUAGAACCAAUAAGCUAUAAAAAUGGCUGUCUAAGGAAGAACCAAGAAAUAAGAAAAAGAACUUUAUGACGCAAUGAAUAGUAGCAAAUCAAAAUAGAAGGCUUAAGUUAAUAAUUAUUCAAUCUUGUUGAAUUAGCAAUAUAAUAAAAUUUAUUAACAGGAUAAGAAGAUUAAAUCAUAGUUGUUUUGA